AUGGAAGUCCAAGUAAGCUCAAUCUUGUUCUCGAUCCUUAUACUUGGAUUCACAGCAUUAACACUCAAGUUCUUGAACUGGGUUUGGUUCAGACCAAAAAGGCUCGAAAAAAUCCUUCGAAAUCAAGGCCUCCAUGGAAACUCUUACAGAUUCUUGCUCGGAGACAUCAAGGACUUAAUCUCGAUCACCAAACAUGAACAACCUAAAUCGAUCCGAAUUUCGGAUCAUCUGACGCCGCAUAUUCUACCUUAUUACCACCAAAUCCGUAGCAAGUACGGAGAUAAUUCGUUUCUAUGGUUCGGGCCAUUUCCAAGACUUGUUAUUUGCGAGCCGCAGCUUUUGAAGGAGAUUCUCACGAGGACCGACGUGUUUCAAAAGCCUCUGCCCGACCCGAUUGGGCAAACGGUCGCGGGCGGGCUUUUGUUUCUCGAGGAUGACAAAUGGGCCAAGCACCGAAAGAUUAUCAACCCGGCUUUUCAUAUGGAGAAGUUGAAGAAUAAGAUACCCGCGAUACGUUUGAGCUGCGGAAGCAUGAUCGAAAAAUGGGAAGCGUUGUUUUCGGGUAGUGAUGAGCCUCGGGAGAUAGACGUGUGGCCUUAUCUCGAGAAUUUGACGGGCGAUGUGAUAUCUCGGGCCGCAUUCGGGAGUAGCCAUGAAGAAGGGAGGCGGAUUUUCGAGCUCCAGAAGGAAAAGGUGAAGCUCGUUUUGGAGUUGUUGCAGUUCAUAUUCAUCCCCGGAUGGAGAUUUUUCCCGACCAAGGCAAACAAGAGAAUGAAAGCGUACUCGGAGGAAGUCGAGUUCUUGUUGAGGGGUAUUAUAGACCAAAGGAUCAAGGCAAUGAGAAGGGGAGAAAAAGCUUGUGAUGAUUUGUUAAGCACAUUGUUGGGGUCGAAUUCGAAUUCGGAUGGAACUCACGAAAAUGGUAACCAAACGGACACGAAAAUGAGCAUCGAGGAUGUGAUUCACGAGUGUCGACUCUUCUACUUUGCGGGUUCAGAAACAACUUCGCUUCUACUCGUGUGGACAAUGGUGAUGCUUGCCAAGCAUCAAGAGUGGCAAGACCGUGCGAGAGAGGAAGUCUCUCGAGUGCUUUCGAACGACGAGCCAAAUUUCGACAACCUUAAUCGCCUCAAAAUCGUGACCAUGAUUCUCAAUGAGGUGUUGAGACUAUAUCCGCCGGCCCCACUGCUAUCACGAACCCCUAAGAAGCCGGUGAAGCUUGGGAACAUAAAUUUACCGGUUGGUGUCGAUUUGAUUUUGCUGAUAGGUAUGCUUCACAACGACCCGAAGAUUUGGGGAGAUGACGCGAACGAGUUCAAGCCCGAGAGGUUUUCGGACGGGAUCUCUGGGGCUACCAAAGGACAAUUCUCGUUUUUGCCGUUUGGCACAGGCCCGAAAGUAUGUGUCGGGCAGCAUUUCGCGAUGAUGGAGGCGAAGUUAGCUAUGGCCGUUAUAUUAAAAGGCUUCUCGUUCGAGCUUUCCCCGAAUUAUCGACAUGCUCCUUUCCCUAUUAUCACUCUCCAACCACAACAUGGGGUUCCCUUGGUUUUGCAUAAGCUAUAA
Striga hermonthica is the source of this 1563-nucleotide messenger RNA. The record is from the annotation of a GenBank genome assembly. NCBI's taxonomy places the organism in Eukaryota, Viridiplantae, Streptophyta, Magnoliopsida, Lamiales, Orobanchaceae.